Molecule: messenger RNA, 828 nt
Organism: Talaromyces atroroseus
Lineage: Eukaryota; Fungi; Ascomycota; Eurotiomycetes; Eurotiales; Trichocomaceae
Product: Deoxyribose-phosphate aldolase
Exons: 1
Coding region: 1-828 (275 amino acids)
Biological process (GO): carbohydrate catabolic process; deoxyribonucleotide catabolic process
Cellular component (GO): cytoplasm
Molecular function (GO): deoxyribose-phosphate aldolase activity
Source: RefSeq, a predicted model, not a curated record
AUGGCAACUAAGCUCGAAACACCCUCCACCGACCAUGAAUGGGCCGGGUUCAUCUCAACCAUCAAAGACGACCUGCCCGCUGCUCACACAGUAUACCACACACCACUCCCUCAUGGCGUCUCGCACACCAUCGACCACACACAACUAGCACCCGAUGCCACACCGGCACAGAUCGACUCACUAUGCGCAGAAGCACGUGCGCACAAAUUCGCAACUGUCUGCGUGCGACUGCCGUAUGUUUCGCGCGCCGCACAUGAUCUGGCAGAUAUCAAAAACGAAGUAGGGAUAGCCUGCGUGGUGGGGUUCCAUGAGGGCACGCACUCGACGGCCACUAAAGUGGAAGAAGCUACCAAGGCCGUGGCCGAUGGUGCCACCGAGUUGGACAUGGUCAUUAACUGGCCGAUGUUGAAACAAGGGAAAUACACAGACGUAUACAAUGAUAUUCACGCCGUGCGGCGCGCCGCCCCAGGCCCCAAGACAAAACUGAAAGUGAUCCUGGAGACAUCUCAACUCUCGCGCGACGAGAUUAUAGCCGGAAGCGCUAUAAGUGACAUGGCCGGUGCCGACUUUGUGAAGACCUCUACGGGUUUCAAUGGCGCUGGAGCGAAUGUUGAGAAUGUGCAACUCAUGAGAGAGGUUGUAGGCCUACUGGGGAAUGGGUGCAAAGUCAAGGCCUCGGGCGGUAUUAGGACAGCGGAGGACGCAAUUGAGAUCUUAAAGGCCGGCGCGGAGAGGAUUGGGGCCAGUGCUGGAGUGAGGAUUGUCAAAGAGUUAACGGGGAAUGCGUUGCGCCCGAACGCAUCGACGCCUAUUGGUGGUGAGUAUUAA